Pelodiscus sinensis (Chinese soft-shelled turtle) is the source of this 2089-nucleotide messenger RNA. The record is from RefSeq and is a predicted model, not a curated record. NCBI's taxonomy places the organism in Eukaryota, Metazoa, Chordata, Testudines, Trionychidae.
UGCCCCUCAAGUGUGCGCUGGUCUGAUUUCCCUUCCUCUGCCCUAGGAGAUGGAUUUGGAGCUGCGGGGGAGUGGCCUGGAGCCAGUGGGGCACUACGAAGAGAUCGAGAUCUCAGAGAGCAGCGUCAAUAACGGUCCUGAGCGUAUCGGGCCCCACUGUUUCGAGCUGCUGCGUGUCCUGGGCAAGGGUGGCUACGGCAAGGUGUUCCAGGUGCGGAAGGUGCAGGGAACCAACGCCGGGAAUAUCUUUGCCAUGAAAGUCCUGAAGAAGGCCAAGAUCGCCUGCAACGCCAAGGACACAGCUCACACCAAGGCUGAGAGGAACAUCCUGGAGGCCAUCAAACACCCCUUCAUCGUGGACCUGAUCUACGCCUUCCAGACAGGUGGCAAGCUCUACCUCAUCCUGGAGUGCUUGAGUGGUGGAGAGCUCUUCAUGCAGCUGGAGCGUGAGGGCAUUUUCCUGGAGGACACGGCCUGCUUCUACCUGAGUGAGAUCACGCUGGCCCUGGGCCAUCUGCACUGCAAUGGUAUCAUAUACCGGGACCUCAAGCCGGAGAACAUUAUGUUGAACAGCCAAGGGCACAUCAAGCUGACCGACUUUGGACUGUGCAAGGAAUCGAUCCACGAGGGAGCUGUCACCCACACCUUCUGUGGGACCAUUGAAUACAUGGCUCCAGAGAUCCUGAUGCGGAGUGGUCACAACCGGGCCGUGGACUGGUGGAGCCUCGGGGCCUUGAUGUACGACAUGCUCACUGGAUCGCCGCCCUUCACGGCCGAGAACCGGAAGAAAACCAUCGACAAGAUCCUCAAGGGGAAGCUGGUGCUGCCUCCUUACCUGACCCCCGACGCCCGUGACCUGCUCAAGAAGUUCCUCAAAAGAAACCCCAACCAGAGGAUUGGGGGCGGGGCAGGCGACGCGGCCGACGUGCAGAAGCAGCCGUUUUUCCGCCAUGUCAACUGGGACGAGCUGCUGGCGCGCAAGCUGGACCCGCCCUUCAGGCCCUGCCUGCAAUCCGAUGACGACGUCAGCCAGUUCGCCACCCGCUUCACGCGGCAGACGCCCGUGGACAGCCCUGACGAUGCCACCAUUAGCGAGAGUGCCAACCAGGCCUUCCUGGGCUUCACGUAUGUGGCCCCGUCGGUGCUGGAAAGCAUUAAGGAGGGCUUCUCCUUCCAGCCAAAGGUGCGCUCCCCUCGCCGCCUCAACAGCAGCCCCAGGACGCCCGUCAGCCCAGUGAAGUUCUGUCCCUUCGAGGCCUUCAAGCCCAGCCUGGUGGUGGAGCCCAUGGAGCUGGGGCCACCCCUGGUGCUGCCCCCACCAGAAGGCACGGCCCCCCUGCCCAUCAAGACGCCGACGGGCACCAAGAAGCAGAAGGGGAGCCGGGGGCGGGCGGCAAGGUAGCCUGAGGUGGGCGUGGUGCCCCUGCCUGGGCAGGAGGCUCAGCUUGGGCCAGCCAGAGGCUCCCGUGGAGGUGCCCAGCCUGUCGGUGACCCAUGGGGUGGACAUAGCCCCAUGGCAGUUGAGUGGGGCUAGGGGGCAUCGGGGCCCCCAGCCCGGAUGGACUCAGGAGGAGAUGCUCUGUCAGGGCCGCACUUCCAGCGGGCAGAGCAGUCCCAGCUAGGGAGGGCAGGGGGUGCUGGGUACGUCCUGAAAGGCCUCAUGGCCCUGGGCUACAGCUCCCACCCAGGGAGCGUUUAACCCUUUCCUUGGUGCUCAGUAUUAUUGCUACAAAUCAUGUUUGCGAUUCAGGGGGCAGAGCCCUGUGGGAGUGAUGGUGGGGGGAGGGGUCGGUGCCAGAGGGGAGCAGGGCGUGCGGGGUAGAGUACGGCGUGGGGCUCCGCGUGUGCUGGGGAGGAAGCAGAGUGUGGCUGGGGGAGCUGGGAGGGAAGGGUGGGGGGAGCGGGUGUAUGUGGAAGGGUUGAAGCCGGAGGGGGUGCAGUGUGUGAGGGGGAAGCCGGGGAACUCAGCAACAGAGAAGUGACCCCUGUUUGUCUCACUUGGGAGGGAGGGUUACUGGCUUGUCUGCUGUAUCCUUUGGGGAGUGGGCAGCCCCUCUCAGUGCCAAUUAAAGCCUGUAUAUGGCUGUGC